UUAAGGCUCUGUAUCAGCUAUGAAGAGAUUGGAAAAUUCACCACCAUAGCUGCAGCGUAUUUCAAACAGACUGAAAGACUAAUGCAGAGUUGACAGGCAACAUACUAAUUUCCUCACAAGGAAUAUGCCUGUGCUCACUAUUUCAGAGUUUAAACUACUGUACUUCCUUCUAAAUCUCGGUUUAAGUUUAUUAUCCAGUCAACACGUUCUGACUGGAAGCAACUGCCCGAGCUCCAGGUGGAACUCCAUGUGUCGUCCAUGUUGUGAAUACCACCUGAUCCAGUGUCGCUGUCCCUCGCAAGGGGCGAAGGUUGGCUACACUGUUCCCUGCUGCCGCAAUGAACUGGAUCAGUGUGAUCCCUGCAUCAUUCACCCAGGCUGUAGUCUGUUUGAGAACUGUAAAACCUGCCACAAUGGGACGUGGAGAGCGAAUGACAACUUUUUCGUCAAUGGGAAGUAUUGUACGGAGUGUCGCCAAGGCUGGAGCGGGGGGGACUGUAAAAAAUGUGGAGGAGUUAUUCAGAGAGCUCAGGGACACAUAGUCCUGGAGAGUUACCCAGCAAACGCCCGGUGUGAAUGGACAGUUGAAGUGGAACGAAACAGCAUCAUUGAGCUCAGGUUCUCAGCGCUCAGUUUGGAGUCUGACCACAACUGUGGUUACGACUACGUUGAGGUGCGUGAUGGGAAGGAUCUGAGCUCCCCCGUGAUUGGCCGGUUUUGUGGGGAUCCGCUGCCUCCUCCGAUAAGAAGCUCCAGGAAUGUCCUGCACAUUCUGUUCACCUCAGAUGGCUACCAUAGCUACGAUGGAUUUGUUCUCAUAUUCCAACAGAGUUCAGUUUCAACAGUUAUCAAUAAUGCAGCAUGUACUCUCCCGGAAAAGCCGGUGAAUGGAUACGUGUCGCCCGUGUAUGGCCCAGUGGAGCAGCUUGUAUCUGUAAACUACCACUGCCAUCCAACUUUCACACUGACUGGAGCACAACAGAGGUCCUGUCUGCCUAACGGUACAUGGAGUGGAACAGCUCCUUCAUGUCUCAAAGGUCAAACAAGUGGUGUGAGGUGUGCUCCUCCACCUAGCUUGCUCCAUGGCUACCACAGACCUGCAGCUGACGCAGUCGGAGGGGCAGAAGUGGUGGAGUUUUUCUGUAAAAAACCCUACUAUUUGAGUGGAAACCACCGGAGUGUCUGCCUUUCUAAUGGAUCCUGGAGCAGCAGGCCACCAAAGUGUAUCAGAGUUUGUCGACAACCCAAAGUGUCUGGACUUGUGCAGCAGAAAAUUGUAAAGCAACAUCUCUUAUCGGGAUACAACAUGGAGGUCAUGUUGUCAGCCGGUUUUAUUCCACUCACACUGGGCAGUCAGUCCAAUAAAGAGGAAGACGGCGUGGAGGAGAUGCCUCGAGGCUUUCACCCGGUCUACACCAGCAUUGAGUACAAGUGUGCCUCACCCCUUCACCGCAACACAGGCAGCCCACGGCGCACCUGUCUGAAGACCGGCAGGUGGAGUGGACGCCAUGUUUCCUGCUCACCGGUUUGUGGCAAAUUAGAGACUUUCAGCAGAGGCAACCUCUCCGACACUCAGUGGCCGUGGCAUGCAGCCAUUUACAUCCGUUCGCCUCCUGAUGACACCCCGAGCACCCAUGGGUCCCGUGGCGGCGCCGCGUGGCACCAGCAGGGGGCCUCAGAGGAGUCUACAUUCUGGUUGCUGGCCUGCAGCGGGGCUCUAGUAAGCCAGCGGAGAGUGCUGGUCGCAGCCCAGUGUGUGGCAGACAAGAGCAGCCGGCAGCCUCUCCACCCUGCUCAUGUGAAGGUGGUCGUAGGGAUGCAGUCCCACACGCGCAGCCAGGCGCUGAAAAAGCACCUCACGGUUUCAGACAUUUCACUUCAUCCGGAGUUUCCCUCUGCUCCAGCCUCUGUUGUCGCUGUGCUCAAGCUGAAGGACAAGGCCAAGAUCAGUGAGCGCGUGUUGCCCGUGUGUCUUCCCAAAACCAAAGGAGGAGAGGUGACAGUGCAGGAGGCUUACACUUCAAGAUGGAUUUUACCAAACAGUCAGGGCCGUCAUGCAGCCCAGAGUCAGACGAAACUGGUAGAGCUGAGCAGUGUUGAUCUUUGUGAAAGAGAGUUUGCUCAAGGAGGAGCACAUACCGCAGCGAUCAGUGACAAUACAAUCUGUGUCAUUAACAAGCCAUCCGGGCCUCGGGGUUUGUGUCCCAGUGUUAUUCCAGGCAUCACUAUUGUGCCACCUGUGUUUUCCAACACGGAGGGCGUCCUGUCAGGUCACGGGGAGACUCACGGAGACCCUAACGCCGGCUGGCAGCUGCUCGGCUUGGAGAGUUUCAUCUAUAAUAAGAAAAACAACUGCCACCAGCGCACUUACACAGCUCACACACAGGUAGCAAACUUCCGAGACUGGAUAUUGGAAAACAUCAAAUGAAGGAGAUUUUCCAUCCGUGCAAUGUGACUAUUCCUGAAACUUCUCUUUUAUCUACGCAGUAUUUAGUUUCUGUGUGUACACAUUCCUGGACCACUUCCAUGCCAAACAAUUCACCAUGAUGCUUACUAAUGUUUGAAUAUUACACGUUUGUUUUCUUUUUUUAUUUAUUUAUUUUUUACAUUAAAGGGCUCCUAAACA
Cololabis saira (Pacific saury) is the source of this 2626-nucleotide messenger RNA. RefSeq lists its product as uncharacterized. The coding region runs from base 125 to 2428 and encodes 767 amino acids. Gene Ontology annotation, molecular function: serine-type endopeptidase activity. The record is from RefSeq and is a predicted model, not a curated record. The transcript is spliced from 11 exons. NCBI's taxonomy places the organism in Eukaryota, Metazoa, Chordata, Actinopteri, Beloniformes, Belonidae. Gene Ontology annotation, biological process: proteolysis.